Hyposmocoma kahamanoa is the source of this 1497-nucleotide messenger RNA. RefSeq names its product translation initiation factor eIF-2B subunit gamma (gene eIF2Bgamma). The transcript is spliced from 5 exons. Gene Ontology annotation, cellular component: eukaryotic translation initiation factor 2B complex; guanyl-nucleotide exchange factor complex. The record is from RefSeq and is a predicted model, not a curated record. Bases 82 to 1461 code for a protein of 459 amino acids. Lineage: Eukaryota; Metazoa; Arthropoda; Insecta; Lepidoptera; Cosmopterigidae. Gene Ontology annotation, molecular function: translation initiation factor activity; guanyl-nucleotide exchange factor activity. Gene Ontology annotation, biological process: cytoplasmic translational initiation; biosynthetic process.
AUGCUGGCUAGUUUAAAUUAAAUAAAGUAUUUAAAAAAUCUACUAAUUUCUUAAAAGGUAACUUCUGUUUUAAAGGCGGAUAUGCAUAAAAUAUUAGAGUUUCAAUCUGUAGUGCUGGCUGCAGGCCGAGGGUCCCGGCUACCUGAUGUGGGCGGAAACGUCUCAAAAUGCCUGCUACCUGUUGGACCAUACCCAAUACUAUGGUACUCAUUGAACAUGCUGGAAAAAAUUGGUUUCCAAGAAACAAUGGUUGUGGUCUUAGAUGAAGACAAAUCACACAUCCUUAAUGCCUUAGAAAAAUGCCCUUUGAAAAUAAAAUACGAAUUAAUAGUAAUACCAUCCGAUGAAGACUGGGGAACAGCAAACUCAUUGAAAAACAUUAGUAACAGAGUUACUACAGACUUAGUGGUUGUUUCGGGGGACCUGAUUACAAAUGUGGACCUGAAUGAUGUACUGAAUUUGUACCGUAAACAUGAUGCUUCUCUUACUACACUUUUCUUCAACAAUGGUCCAGAAGAAUGGAUAGAACUUCCCGGUCUAAAAUCAAAAGUGAAGCCGGACAGAGACUUGGUCUGCAUAGAUAGGGAAACUCAUAGAUUAGUAUUCUUAGCUAGUGCCAGUGACUUUGAAGAGAAUGUAACAAUUCCUAGAAUUUUGAUUAAGAAAUUCAACUCUAUAAGCAUGUAUAGCAGACUAUUAGAUGCACAUGUCUAUGUUAUGAAGAAAUGGGUCAUAGACUACCUCGUGGAUUCAGAUAAAUUUAUAUCAGUAAAAGGAGAACUUGUACCAUAUAUUGUUAAAAAGCAGUUAUCGAAACCUAAAAGUCAAGUGGAUAAAAAAGGUGCCUCAGAAAAGAACAUUGACACUACGAAGGAUAUUUUCGAUUUCGCUGUAGAGCAUGGGUAUGAACAUAAAAUACGAGAGAUGUCAUCGUUCAAUGACCAUAAGUUAGGCAGCAAAGGAGUAUAUUGUAAUGAUAUUUUAAGGUGCUAUGCGUACAUACCAAAUAAAAAUACUUUUGGUAUGAGGAUUAAUACACUUUCUUCAUUCUAUUUAGCUAACAGUAAGAUAUUAUCACAAUGGGAAGAACUAACGGGGUCAGCGUUAUCAGAAAGGUUACAUCCAGACAGUGAUGUUAAGACAAAGCAAAUUGAUGAAAGCAGUACUGUAGGAGCGAAGAGCUUGGUCAGCGAAAAGACUUCAAUAAAGAACAGUUUUAUUGGUGCUAAUUGUACCAUUGAGAAUAAAGUACGGCUUUCAAAUUGUAUAUUGAUGAACAAUGUUACAGUUAAAGAAGGUUGUGUACUCCAAGACUGCAUAGUCUACACCGGUGCAACGGUCGACACUGGAUGCAAUCUGCAAUACUGCCUGGUGGGACCACACCACGUUGUACCACCUACCACUUCUAGCAACCACCAGUUGCAUGCCGAAACCACUGAUAAUAUGAUAACUUUGGGAUAAUUUAUUUACAUUGUUGUUAAUAUUUGAUUAAAUAUA